AUUUCAUGAUACCAAAACAAACAUGAGCUCUAAAUACAAAAAUUAUGGUUUAGAUGAAUAUUCAAAGUGACAACCAAUCAUGAUUGAUCAUUUUGAAAUGACCCUAUUAUCAGAAAUGGUCUAGUCCCUAAUGAAUACCCUUUUCACUUAUUAAAUAUUCAUAUAGAAGAGGUGUGCGACAUUUAUUCUCUAUUUUUUCUGAUUUUGAAUGAGUAAGAAUCAUCACAAAUUUAUUUUGUUGAAAGAAAUUAUAAAAAGGUAAACAUUGGCACCAAAUUUGGAUUGAAACUUUGAUAACUUCCUUUCACUAGAGGUCAAGACUUUGUAAUAACCGUCACCAUGUCAUCAAAGGAAGAUAAGGAUUCACAAUCGCUUCAUCCAGACUCCGCCACCACCCAUCGUCGUAGAGGUUCGUCGAUUGGAAAGAUUAAUGUGGGUGAUACUGGAUCUCCAUCAUUUUCAACUAUGCAUACUUCAAAAGUUCAAAGAAAGAAAUCUGAAGCUAGAAUAUUGGAAUUAAGUGAAGAAUCUAAAUCCGAUGCUGCCAUCGUUAAGAAAAUCUAUGUUGCAUUCACAGAACUUGCUUAUAGACAUACUUGGAUUGUUCCAUUCAUAGUAUUAGCUCUUUCAUUGGCAACUUUUUAUUUAUCAUCUCCCGAAAGUGAAACUCAUCAAUUCUUAGCAAAGUUGAUGAUUCCAUCCUAUAAGAUUGAAGGAACUGAUCAAUAUGGAAAAGGGGUAAAUGAUUUUUACUUUGUUGGUUUCUAUUCUAUCUUUUUUACUUUCACCAGAGAAUUCUUUAUGUGUUGUAUCUUAAGACCACUUGGUCUUUACUUUGGUCUUAAAAAGGAAGCCAAACUUAAAAGAUUUAUGGAACAAACUUAUGUAAGUUGUUAUAAUGCUUGUUCAGGUCCAUUUGGUAUUUGGAUUAUGUCUAAAUUACCUAUUUGGUUAUUUGAAACAACUCCAAUUUAUGAAACUUAUCCUCAUUUUACUCAUGAUAUUUAUUUCAAAAUUUAUUAUUUGGGUCAAGCUGCAUUUUGGGUUCAACAAUCUAUUGUAUUAGUGUUACAAUUAGAAAAACCAAGAAAGGAUUUCUAUGAAUUAGUUUUCCAUCAUAUUGUCACUAUUGCAUUAAUUUGGAAUUCUUAUAGAUUUCAUUUUACUUGGAUGGGUCUUGAAAUUUUCAUUACCAUGGAUGUUUCUGAUUUCUUCUUAGCUUCAUCAAAGAGUUUGAAUUAUGUUAAUUUCCCUUAUACAGGUCCAUAUUUCUUAAUGUUUGUCUUUAUUUGGAUUUAUCUUAGACAUUAUGUUAACUUAAAAAUCUUGUAUUCAGUCUUAACUACCUUUAAAACUGUUGGUGAAUGGGAAUUAAAUUGGGAAACUCAACAAUAUAAAUGUUAUAUUUCUCAACCAAUUGUAUUCUUUUUAAUUGCUGCUUUACAAUUGGUUAAUAUAUAUUGGUUAUUCCUUAUUUUCCGUAUCUUAUGGAGAUAUGUUUCAGUUGAUGGUGGUCCACAAGAUGAAAGAAGUGACGAUGAAUCUGAAUCAGACACUGAAUCUGAUGAAAGUAACGAAGAAGAAUCAAAGAAAGUUCAAUAGAUUUUGUUUUCAUUCUGUCGUUUUUUGUUAACUUCAACUUAUAGUAAAGUAGAAAAAUGCCUCUAUUAAAGGGCUACAAUAACUAACAUAUAUAAUAUUCAUUUAACCUCCUCUAAAUAAAGUCUUAUAAUAAUAAUUAUCAUAAUUCAAGACUUCUCAUUCUUAAUAUUUAAUCUUUCAAUAUCUAAUCUUAAUAUAA
Messenger RNA from Scheffersomyces coipomensis, 1801 nucleotides. RefSeq names its product sphingosine N-acyltransferase (gene LAG1). Gene Ontology annotation, biological process: ceramide biosynthetic process. The record is from RefSeq and is a predicted model, not a curated record. The transcript has a single exon. Gene Ontology annotation, molecular function: sphingosine N-acyltransferase activity. Gene Ontology annotation, cellular component: membrane. The coding region runs from base 340 to 1602 and encodes 420 amino acids. Lineage: Eukaryota; Fungi; Ascomycota; Pichiomycetes; Serinales; Debaryomycetaceae.